GCUAAGAAAAGCACUGCUAAACAGCACAGCAUUUAUCGAGACCUACUGUUCCUGUCAUUCGUGGCUUUAGGCCGAGAAAACAUCAAUAAUACGGCCUUUGAUCGCGAAUAUAGACGCGCUUUCGAGUCGAUGACACCUAAGGAUCAGGAGGGACUCACAGCCAUUGAUAAGCCGCCAUCCAUUGGUAUCAUAUUCUGUCGCCGUUUCUUCAAAGAGCUCCAACUCAGACCACAAUCGGACACUACUUUGCUCACCAACUCUAUCAACAACGAUGAAGUGAUGGAGGCCUCUGUGGACGCCACCAAAGAGUCGGCCAUUAAACUGAACUCAAGUCACAAGAAGUCCCACAAAAGCAAACACAAGAGGCAUAAGAAUUCAGAUUCAGGUCAUGACAAGUGCUCUAAGCAUUCGUCCAAACACUCGAAGAAGUCGAAGAAGGAUAAGAAGAAGGAGAAGAAGCCGAAGCCUGUUGUGUCCAAAUCGGACGAAGAGUUGGAGGAAUUGAUUAAACGGAAGAAGGAGUUGGAGGAGAAGCUGAGGGAAGAGGAGCUGAUGAACACCUGUGCCAACGAUUCCAAGACUAGUCACUCGACCACAAGAGGCAGCGAAUCAAAUGGCGAUCAAUUGAAUGGUGUGAAUGUGAAUGGAUUCAUAGGUAAUGACUUAAAAGAUAACGAAUUGAGAGCUAAAGAUAAGCAGAAGAAUGUAUCGAAGAGUUCGAGAGAUGAGACACUUCUGGACUCUAACGACAGGAAAAGGAAAUCAAAUAACGAUUUAAACAAAAACGACAAACACUUGAAGUCGAGUGAGAAGUCUAUUAAAUCCGAAUCCAAACCGAAAAGCGUUUCCAAAGACAGCUCGAAGUCUAAGGAAAACCGAAACACAAGAGAGACCUCUAAUAGAGAUAAUAACAAAGAGGACAAGAGUUCAAAGGAUCCGAUGGUUAAGUCAACCGAAAGUUCAAAUACAGGCGACAAAAGACAACAUUCCGAAGACAAGCAUCACGUGAAGCGCAGCAGAAGUCGGUCCAGAGAUGACCGACAGAGACGUCAGACACCGGACAGGAGUAUACUCAAUUAA
Molecule: messenger RNA, 1080 nt
Organism: Oppiella nova
Lineage: Eukaryota; Metazoa; Arthropoda; Arachnida; Sarcoptiformes; Oppiidae
Source: the annotation of a GenBank genome assembly